AGCUCGGAGGCGAUGGGCGAGACCCAGAGGGAGGAGGGACGGCGGGGGCGGGUCGAGAGGAGGUGUCGCCAGGGCGCAGGUGAAACCGACUGCGACCUCUCCCGGGAACUCGCGCGGCGGGAACUCGCGUAGCCCCAGGACUGCCUGGGAGCCUCCCUCUCCCGCCAGGGUCGCCCCUGGGGACCCCCGGCCUCCCAGGCGCGCUCCGGGCGCGCUGCCCGGAGUGCAGGUGACCUCCGCCUGGCGGGGGCCGGGACGCCGGCAGUGAUGGCCCGGGAGCUGAGCCAGGAGGCGCUGCUGGACUUCCUGUGCCAGGCAGGGGGCCGGGUGACCAACGCCGCGCUGCUCAACCACUUCAAGGGCUUCCUGCGCGACCCCGCCGCGACCCCCGACCUGCGCGAGCGCCGCCGGGAGCUUUUCAAGGGUUUCGUCAACUCGGUGGCGGCUGUGCGCCAAGACUCAGACGGCACCAAGUGCGUAGUGCUGCGGCGCAGGUACCGGGACCUUGUGGGGGAGGGGACGGGACAGGGGGCGGCCUCGAGACCGCAGCGACGCGCAGCACGGCCGAAUCCCACGACUGCCCGGGACCAGUCAGGGACUCCGAGCCCCGAGACUCCGCAUCUACAGCGCCAGCACCCUGCGCCCCAUGCCCAGGACAGGCCAGAGCUGGUGACCCCGGGAACCUCGCACCCCAAGCCCCGGAGCCCCGAGACUUCGCAUCUGCAGCCCCAGCACCCUGCACCCUCGGCCCCAGAGACCUCAGGGACCCCGAACCCUGAGACUCUGCAUCUGCAGCUCCAGCACCCCGCGCCCCCUGUCCGGAACAGGCCAGUGCCGGGGACCCCGGGGACCCCAAGCCCGAGCCCGAGCCCGAGCCCGAGCCCCGAGAUUCUGCAUUUGCAGCGCCACCACCCUCUACCUUCCGCCCGGGACAGGCUGGAGCCCUUGACCCCGGGGACCUCGAGCUCCGAGACGCCACAUUUGCCGUGGGACAGCCCUGCGCCCCGGACCCGGGACAGGUCGGAGCGGGAGACCCAGAGUUACCCGUACCCCGAGACUGUGCACCUGCAGCUGCAGCGCACUCGAGAGUGGGUGGCCAGGCACCAGCAAAUGCCUGAGCCCGCCGGCCAGGGUCCAGUGCGGGCCUGGUCGGUGCUGCCAGAUGAUUUCUUUCAGCUGUACUCAGAGCCUGACAUCAGAGUCUGUGACACUGCACAGGCAGAGCCCUCUCUGUUCUCUCAGGGUCUCUUUCCCGGGGUCCCCGCCCAGUCCUCGGAAUCCUGCUUGGGGAAACCUUCACCGACCGUCUUUCGAAGCAUUCGCUGCCAGCUGUCCCUAAAGGAUCUAGAAGACUUUGUAGAGCAGGAGAGCCAUGGCAGCGAGGAGAGCAGCAGCGAGCCCACUGAGUCCCCCGGGGGCUCGGAAGAGGGGUUACAAGCUGCCCCAGGAAUCCAAGACUCGAGAGAACCUGGGAAUCCAGACCUGGGCCUCUCUGCAUUCCCAAAGAAAACCAUUGCCAACCAGAGACCUCAGGACUUCGGAAGGGGCAGCCACCCCUGUACGCAGUCCCCAGAAGGGGUAGAAGAGCCUUUGCCCUGGCCAGCUACCAGGCCUCGGAGGUCCUUCAGGAGGAGUCCUCAGGCAGGGAGAGCCACUCGGUCCUCCUCCGAUGAGGAGUGCCUCAAUGACGACUCGCUGAAGAGGACUCGCCGCCCUCCUCGACCCAGGAAACCUUCUAAGGCAGGACCAGUGCCCAGCCCAAGGGUAGAUGCCGCUUUGACACCCAAACCAGCUGCCACUAAGGCUGUUGUGGCUGAGCCUGGUAGAUCACACAGCUGGCGGGUCCCCGGUGGGGAGGAGCUUGCAACCUUGGUACCUCACAGACCUUUUGAGCACAAGUCAUCCCUGGUCCCCUUAGAACCCAGGGAACAUGAAUGGAUUGUGAAGCUUGCCCGGGGCUCCUGGAUUCAGGUGUUAGCUUUGUUCUGGGAGGACCCCCAGCUGGCUCUGCACAGGGACUUCCUGACUGGCUACACUGCUCUGCAUUGGAUAGCCAAGCACGGAAGCCUCCGCGCUCUCCAGGACUUGGUCUCUGGGGCUCGGAAGGCUGGGAUUGCGCUCGAUGUAAAUGUGAAGUCCAGUUGUGGGUAUACUCCACUGCACCUUGCUGCCAUUCAUGGCCAUCAGGGAAUUAUCAAAUUGCUGGUGCAAAGACUGGCUUCUCAGGUGAAUGUCCGGGACAGCAGUGGAAAGAAACCCUGGCAGUACUUGACCAGCAAUACCUCUGGGGAAAUAUGGCAGCUACUGGGAGCUCCUCGAGGCAAGCCCAUUUUCCCCGUACAUCCUUUAGUCCAAAAUUCUUCCCCUACCAGAAAAACCAAGAGACACAUUACCCGAAAGACGUCCUUGGCUGCACUACUCAAAAAUCAGCACAAGUGGAAAUUCGCCAACCAUCAUGAGAAAUUCUGCACCCCAAGGGAGCAAGAAGAGUACACUGACUAGGUAGCCCCUGUCUCAAGUUCUGCUGCCACUCCCUCAUCUUUGAGCUUUCACAGUGAAAGAAUUCCAAGUUAAGGGAUAGAAAAAUGUGGAGGAGCUGCUAAUGAGGGAGGUUGGAGUGGACUAGGAGUCAUUUUAGCUUUUGAACCUGUCCUUGAAAUCUGGACCAGGGGAUGGAGCCAGGCCCUCAAAACCCAAGGGUCAUUCUUCCUUCUCUUCUGCCUGGGUGAAUCUGGGCACAGUAAGUCACACUGCUUUCUGCAAACGCAGUCUGAGGCUUUGGCAGGAGAAGAAACAGAAGUCUGAGAAAAAGAGACAUAAUUUGAGGUAUUGACAAAACUCAGACAAAAUCCUCUCUGGCUUUUCUUCAUUUGAAGAAAUUUUGGCUGAGUGGAGAGCACCAGGUUUGAAAUCAGAUGGCUUUAUCUUUGUCUCUAUGUGCUUUUGGCACUCAAAUGAGUGCACUAAGAUUAUUACUUGAGAGUGGAACUUGAUUGAGGAGUUCUGCAGCCCUGUCCUAGAGCCCUCUUCUCAUCCCAGCUGUGGUGGCUGAUGUGGGACAUGAUCCACGCCUUUUCUGAGUGUCUUCUCCACUGACCAGAGAAUUGGGUGGAAGAGACCCAGCUGUGACCUUCACUUCUUGCCCUGAGAAAUGACUGCUGUUAGGCCCUGCUUUUUUGUAGCAACUGAAUGAAACUUUAUGAAUAGAAAAACCACAUGGUUCAUUUGCAUAGUGACUGAAACAAUCGGGAAAUUCCCUGUACAACAAGCAGAAUCAUCCUUAGUAGUUUCCAGUGGGUUUAAAUGGUCAAGAGUUGAUCCUCAUAAAAGAGAAAAAUGAUUUUUCUCUCUAGGGAAGCAAUAAGAAUAUGUGGUAGGAUGAGAAUAGCUACCCAUCACAACUUUUCUGAGCUGCUAAAUAUAUUUUAUUUGCACUAAACUUGUUGCCAAUUAAGAUUAAAUAUUAGCCUUGAAGUGCUGUGUAUCUAACAGGAAGUGUUCCAUUUAAUUGCUUGUGAUGGGCCUGAUCAUUGGACCGCUGGGUGAAGUAGUGACUCAUCCAGGCUGUAAACUAUAGCAGAAUGGUGAGACUGCUGAGCAUUGAUCCAAAGAAGGCUGAAAAAUUCAACAUUCAGGUGGAAAUUGUUAAGCUUUUAUGGUAAUGUUUUCAUGUACGGUGGCAGUGUUGCUGCAUUCUUAUGUUUUUUUGGUUAUGUCCCCCCAUGAACAUAUUUUAUAAUUUAUUAUACUGUACUUUCUGCUGAUUGCUUUUAGUGCUCUUAAUGUAUUUGAUCAAAAUUGUGUCUCAUUGAGUAUCCAAUAUUUUUGCU
Molecule: messenger RNA, 3830 nt
Organism: Octodon degus (degu)
Lineage: Eukaryota; Metazoa; Chordata; Mammalia; Rodentia; Octodontidae
Gene: Sowahb
Product: sosondowah ankyrin repeat domain family member B
Exons: 1
Coding region: 268-2502 (744 amino acids)
Molecular function (GO): protein binding
Source: RefSeq, a predicted model, not a curated record